AUGCAGAUUUUCGUGAAGACGUUGACGGGCAAGACGAUCACGCUGGACGUGGAGCCGUCUGACUCGAUCGACAAUGUGAAGCAGAAGAUCCAGGACAAGGAGGGCAUUCCGCCUGACCAGCAGCGGCUGAUCUUUGCUGGCAAGCAGCUGGAAGACGGCCGUACGCUGAGCGACUACAACAUCCAGAAGGAGUCGACGCUGCACCUGGUGCUUCGCCUGCGCGGUGGCAUGCAGAUUUUCGUGAAGACGUUGACGGGCAAGACGAUCACGCUGGACGUGGAGCCGUCUGACUCGAUCGACAAUGUGAAGCAGAAGAUCCAGGACAAGGAGGGCAUUCCGCCUGACCAGCAGCGUUUGAUCUUUGCUGGCAAGCAGUUGGAAGACGGUCGAACGUUGAGUGACUACAACAUCCAGAAGGAGUCGACGCUGCACCUGGUGCUUCGCCUGCGCGGUGGCAUGCAGAUUUUCGUGAAGACGUUGACGGGCAAGACGAUCACGCUGGACGUGGAGCCGUCUGACUCGAUCGACAAUGUGAAGCAGAAGAUCCAGGACAAGGAGGGCAUUCCGCCUGACCAGCAGCGGCUGAUCUUUGCUGGCAAGCAGCUGGAAGAUGGCCGUACGCUGAGCGACUACAACAUCCAGAAGGAGUCGACGCUGCACCUGGUGCUUCGCCUGCGCGGUGGCAUGCAGAUUUUCGUGAAGACGUUGACGGGCAAGACGAUCACGCUGGACGUGGAGCCGUCUGACUCGAUCGACAAUGUGAAGCAGAAGAUCCAGGACAAGGAGGGCAUUCCGCCUGACCAGCAGCGGCUGAUCUUUGCUGGCAAGCAGCUGGAAGACGGCCGUACGCUGAGCGACUACAACAUCCAGAAGGAGUCGACGCUGCACCUGGUGCUUCGCCUGCGCGGUGGCAACUGA
Molecule: messenger RNA, 918 nt
Organism: Peronospora matthiolae
Lineage: Eukaryota; Oomycota; Peronosporomycetes; Peronosporales; Peronosporaceae
Source: the annotation of a GenBank genome assembly